Molecule: messenger RNA, 993 nt
Organism: Strongyloides ratti
Lineage: Eukaryota; Metazoa; Nematoda; Chromadorea; Rhabditida; Strongyloididae
Product: Asator
Exons: 3
Coding region: 1-993 (330 amino acids)
Biological process (GO): signal transduction; peptidyl-serine phosphorylation
Cellular component (GO): nucleus; cytoplasm
Molecular function (GO): protein serine/threonine kinase activity; ATP binding
Source: RefSeq, a predicted model, not a curated record
AUGAGUUCUAAAGAAUUUGUUAAAACAGGAGAUAUCCUAAAUAAUCAAUUCAAGAUUAUUAAACUUAUUGAUUCAGGAGCAUAUGGAACUGUUUAUAAAUGUUUAGACACAAAUAAAAAAACUCAUGUUGCUAUGAAAGUAGAAGCUAAUAUCAUAAACUCGGAAUCCAAAUCAAAAAUAGAAUUAGAUGUUCUUAAAAUAUUAAUAGAUAAACAAAAUGUGGCUCAACUUAUUUAUAGUGAGAAAAAAAAAGAAUACACAUUUAUUGUAAUGAAUUUACUUGGAAAGAAUCUUUUUGAUCUUAUGAAUCUUUGUGGUACUUUCAAAUUAUCUACUAUUGCAAGAAUAGGAAUACAACUUCUUUAUGGAUUAAAAAAUUUACAUGAUGCUGGAUUUAUUCAUAGAGACAUUAAGCCUGAAAACAUAGCUAUUGGAAGGGGUAAUAAAAUGCGAAAAUUUAUUUAUCUUCUCGAUUUUGGAUUAUGUAGAAGAUUUAAAGACAAAGAAAAUCCAGGUAAAAUAAUACCACCAAGAACAAUUGCUCCUUUUUGUGGGACAUUAAUGUUUAGUAGUCUCAAUGCACAAAAUGAAAAGGAACAAGGAAGAGGAGAUGAUUUGAUUUCACUUGUUUAUGUUCUCAGUGAUUUUUCUAAUAAACUUCCAUGGUCAUCGGAAACUGAAGAGAAUGAAAUGAGACUUUUUAAAGAGAAAUUUCAUGGUAAAGAUUUAUUUCCUACAGAUAAAUCUUUAGCUGAUUUUUUUGAUUAUGUUAAAACUCUCAAAUAUGAAGAUGAACCAAAUUAUGAGAAACUUUUUCAAUAUUUAAAUAUAAUUAUUAAGGAAAAUAAUGUAAAAUUUUCUGAUCCAUAUGAAUGGGAAACAAUCUUAGAUAAAGCAGAAAAACCAAAUGUUAAGAAGAGUUUAAAACGAAAAGCUAAACUAGAUGACUUUUAUACUGCUAAAAAGUUUAAAAAUUUUGAAUCUUUUUUGUAA